AUGACUGCAUCCAAGACGCUCGUGGUCGCUGGAGCAGGUGUCGUAGGACUUGCAGUGGCCCGUGCAGCUGCUUGUCGAGGAAUCGAGGUAUUGGUCUUGGAAAGAAAUGUACUCGUAGGACAGGAAACCAGUUCGCGCAAUAGCGAAGUCAUUCAUGCGGGCAUUUACUAUGCCAAAAAUAGUUGGAAGGCAAAACUCUGCGUUAAAGGCAAAGACAUGCUCUACGAUUUCUGUCGGGAGUUUCACGUUCCUUUCUUGCAAUGUGGUAAACUGAUUGUGGCGCAAUCGCAUCAGUCGGAGCCAUUGCGAUCGAUCCUCAAGUGCGGACUGGCGAAUGGUGUGAGUGAUUUGAAACUGCUGACGCAAAAAGAGGCACGAGCUCUGGAGCCGCAGAUCAAAUGCCACGAAGCGGUAUUCUCAUCAUCAACGGGUAUUGUGGACUCGCACGCGUUCAUGCAGGCGCUACAGGGCCAUGCCGAGACGUUUGGUGCGGUUGUGGUGCGAGCGACCGCAGUCCAAGGAGGCAAGUAUGAUGCAAAAUCAAAGACAUUUACGAUAAGAGCAACACAUGACAAUGGAGAGGACGAUCAGGAGGUGGAGUGCGACUACUUUGUCAACGCUACGGGCAUGUUUGCGUCGAAUCUUUUAAGGAAGAUGGUAUUCUCUAAUAUUGAGCAUCCAUUAUUGCGUCCGCUGCCUUCUGUUCCAGACCAAUUCGCCAAGGGCACGUACUUCAAGCUAAGUCCACAAAACCGACCAUUUAGUCAUUUGGUUUAUCCUAUCCCUGAGGUCGGCGGUCUGGGUGUGCAUGCGACGGUUGAUCUGGCAGGCAAUGUUCGUUUUGGACCAGACGUUCAGUGGAUUGACAACAUCGACUAUAAUCCUGACCCGUCAAAAGCGGAGGAGUUUGCAGAGAGGAUUGGUACAUACUGGCCCGAGGUGCGUGCAGAGCUAUUGGAAGCUGAUUACUGUGGCAUUCGACCGAAAAUUACAAUCAAUGGCAAGAUUUUCGAGGACUUCUACAUCGCGGACAAGCAUAUACACGGUCUACCAGGCUUUGUGCAUCUUUGCGGCAUCGAGUCACCUGGUCUUACUGCAUCGCUUGCUAUCGCUGAUACUGUUGUCGACAUGCUGCAAGACAAAGCAUGA
Molecule: messenger RNA, 1149 nt
Organism: Peronospora farinosa
Lineage: Eukaryota; Oomycota; Peronosporomycetes; Peronosporales; Peronosporaceae
Source: the annotation of a GenBank genome assembly